AUGACAUACAACAGAAGUCGUAUGCCAAUGCCAGGCGGGCAGCAAUACGGCGAGCCUCCGGCAUAUCAAGAAUCCCUGUCUAAUCCUCCCCCCGUUCCUCCUAGACUGGGCCUCAGGAAUCCACCCUCGCUGCCUCCUCGAGUACCAAUUGUUAGAGAACUCGAUAUCGCGACAAGAAAUAUGUCAAAUGUCAAAAUCGAUGGCAACGUUAACUUUGAUGACGUUUUCAGGCCUGAUCCACCUCCCGAUAUAUUUAAGGCGAGUAAUCAUGAGCUGAACCUUCCUAGGAAUGUUGAUAACAAAGAAAUGCCCGUCGAAACGAAUAAGUUCUACGGAAAUAUGAUGGUAGGGAGUCAAACGAAUCCCGUAUGGACGCAUCCGUACUCUCUAUGGUGGGCUAAGGAUUCUCCUCAUAUGGGAAUUGCAGUAGCUCACAUUCAAGCCUCUCAAAGGGUAUUUGGACCGGGGUCGCCACCUCAGUAUUUUUUCAAUCCAAUUGGUAUCAAAUCAUUAGUAUUCUCUAGUACAGACUAUACCACGGCAGAUGAUUUUUCCCUAGGUUUCGCAUCUUUGACACAUAUGUCUGCACAAGUGUUUUUGCGCAAAAAUAACGAUCAGUACAUUCGUUUUCCCUUGGUUCAAGGAAUGGGCCUUAUCACAGCGAUUUAUCACAACUUGGUGCCAAAACUUUGCACUGCCGUGGGAAUCAAAAGCUUUCAGAAAGUUACUUCUGGAAAUGAACAAAUUAAAUAUAAACUAUUGCUGGAAAAUAAUGUUGUUUGGCUGUUAUAUGUAAUUGUGCCUGGGGGAUGCAAUAUCGAAAUAACCAUGCAAGACGCAAAUACUUUAGUGGGUUCUGCCUCUCUGGACCAAUGCACUAUGCAAAUUGUUGCUAAUGAUGCAAAAGAUAUUGAUAUUGCAGCGGGCUGUUAUCCUAUCCAUUGCGAAUUGGAUUGCUCUACAGAGGGCGAUAUCGGAAAAUAUCAAUUUAGGUAUCUCACUGAAGGUAAAUCUGUAUGUGGAAAGACCCUCAUGUUUGCAUUUCCACACCAUGUGAGCAAUUUCACUGAUGAAAUGCAUUCUCAACCAAUAGUCUGUCAGUUAGACUCUACAAUAAAAGGUGUUAUGAACAGUUAUUUGACAGACUCGUUCGAAAUGAAAGUUUCAAUUCCCAAAUCCUUGGGCUUCUCACCAUUUACCACAAUUUCUGGAAAGGGCAACGGUGUUAGGUAUUCCUCAGACGUACUUGAAGCUGUAAAAAAGGCAGCAUCAUCAGAGGUGAAUUUGGAUGUAUCAACUGAAUCAAAUUUGGACUCAAUGUAUUUUUCUGGAAAAAUUCUGGCAAAAUAUGCAUGGAUUCUUUACUGCUGCCAAUACAUUAUAAAGGAAAAAGAUUUAGUAGAUUGUUUGUUACCAAAAUUGAAAAGUGCCAUUUCUCGCUUUGCUGAUAACCAUCAAGUAUUGCCAUUGAAGUAUGACAAGACUUGGGGAGGCAUCAUAUCCUCUGGAACAAGUUCUCAAGAUUUUGGAAAUUCCUUUUACAAUGACCAUCACUUUCAUUAUAGUUACCACGUAAUUGCGGCUGCAAUUAUAACAAAGGUUGAUCAUGACGCAGGUGAUAAUGCCUGGCUAUUACAAAAUAGGGCAUGGGUAGAAGCCCUGAUUAGAGAUUACGCCAACCCCUCUGAAAAGGAUAGAUUCUUCCCAGUGUUCAGAUCUUUUGAUUGGUUCAAUGGACAUUCAUUUGCCAAAGGAUUAUUUGAAAGUGGAGAUGGAAAAGAUCAAGAAUCUAGUUCGGAAGAUGUGAAUGCGUCCUAUGCUUUAAAACUCUGGGGUCUUGCGACCGAAAAUCAGCCUCUGAUUGAUAUUGCUGACAUUCAACUUGGCAUCUUGAGAACCUCUGUGAACAUGUAUUUCCUUUACUCAGAUGAUAACACAGUGAUGCCAUCAGCCUUCAUUCGUAAUAAAGUAAGUGGUAUAUUAUUCGAAAACAAAAUAGAUCACACAACUUACUUCGGUAACGAGUUGCAGUAUAUUCAAAUGAUACAUGCUAUCCCUAUAACCCCAGCCUCCUCAUUUGUUAGAACACCAAAAUUUGUCGAGGAAGAAUGGCGUGAAAAACUGUCGCCAAUAGUUAACGACAUAAAAGAUGGCUGGCAGGGAAUAAUUAUGCUGAAUGCGGCGUUAUUCGAUCCUCGAAUUUCUUUCAACUACUUCAAUACUCCUGAAGUAUUUCUCGAUAAUGGCCAAAGUUUAACAUGGUCACUGGCAUACUCAGGAGCAUUCUUAUAA
This is a messenger RNA of Zygotorulaspora mrakii, 2292 nucleotides long. RefSeq names its product endo-1,3(4)-beta-glucanase (gene ACF2). Gene Ontology annotation, molecular function: endo-1,3(4)-beta-glucanase activity; glucan endo-1,3-beta-D-glucosidase activity. Gene Ontology annotation, cellular component: cell surface. The record is from RefSeq and is a predicted model, not a curated record. NCBI's taxonomy places the organism in Eukaryota, Fungi, Ascomycota, Saccharomycetes, Saccharomycetales, Saccharomycetaceae. Bases 1 to 2292 code for a protein of 763 amino acids. The transcript has a single exon.